Monoraphidium neglectum is the source of this 309-nucleotide messenger RNA. RefSeq lists its product as hypothetical. The record is from RefSeq and is a predicted model, not a curated record. The transcript has 3 exons. Bases 1 to 309 code for a protein of 102 amino acids. Lineage: Eukaryota; Viridiplantae; Chlorophyta; Chlorophyceae; Sphaeropleales; Selenastraceae. Gene Ontology annotation, molecular function: ceramide 1-phosphate transfer activity; ceramide 1-phosphate binding. Gene Ontology annotation, cellular component: cytosol; cytoplasm; membrane. Gene Ontology annotation, biological process: ceramide transport; intermembrane lipid transfer.
AUGGAGUUCAUGCUCGCGAUCAUGGCGGCCCUGCAGGAGCGCCCCGACGCCGCUAUGUCGGACGUGGUGGGCGAAAUCUACCACAAAACGAUCCACCGGUGGCACGGCUUCCUCACAUCUUCGGCUUUCACGGUGGCCUUUGCAUUCGUGCCCAGCCGCGAGGCUUUUCUGAACCGCCUGGCUGGCGGCAAGUACUGCGGCAGGACGGCUGCUGACAUGGCGGCGUACGUUGACCAGUUCUCGGCGUUGCUGGCGGAGGUCCACAAGUUCUUGGACAAGCACGGCCUGGAUGACCCGCGGAGGGUCUGA